AUGGGCUCAAAUGCAAAAAUCAUUGUGAAGAUGUGGACGCGCGUUCUCGGGCUCGUGACCGCUGGCGGCACCGGGAACCGGAGCCCAGACAACCUAGGAGAGAUAGUAGGCAUCCAGGACUGGCGCGCCAUGGACACCCUCCACCUGCUGCUGCUGGUGGCUGCCCUGCCCCUGACGUCCUGGGGGGCCACACAGGGCGCCAGAUCCUGGACUGAGGAAAAGAACUAUCACCAGCCAGCCCUUUUGAAUUCAUCAUCUAUUCAACGAGUUGCAGAAGGCACCAAUAUUUCUGAAAUGUGGCAAAAUGACUUAAAACCAUUGCUGAUCGAACGGUACCCAGGAUCCUCAGGAAGCUAUACUGCUCGGCAGCACAUAAGGAGGCGAAUUCGGAGACUUAAAGCUGGCUGGUUGUUGGAAAUGGACACCUUCUUAAGUCGCACACCCUUUGGGUACCGUUCAUUCUCAAAUAUCAUCAGCACCCUCAAUCCCACUGCUAGGCGAUACUUGGUCCUUGCCUGCCACUAUGACUCCAAAUAUUUCCCCCGUUGGGACAACACAGAAUUUGUGGGAGCCACAGAUUCAGCUGUGCCGUGUGCGAUGUUGCUGGAACUUGCCCGGGCCUUAGACAAACAGCUUCUUUCCCUGAAGGGUACUUCCAACUCCAGGCCAGAUCUCUCACUUCAGUUAAUUUUCUUUGAUGGAGAAGAGGCUUUCUUUCACUGGUCUCCUCAGGAUUCUCUGUACGGGUCUCAGCAUUUAGCUUCAAAGAUGGCAAGGACCCCACAUCCACCUGAUAUAACAGACACAAACCAACUACAAGGCAUGGAUUUACUGGUCUUAUUGGAUUUAAUUGGUGCUCCAAAUCCAACAUUUCCUAAUUUUUUUCAACAGUCUGCCAGAUGGUUUUAUAGACUUCAAGAAAUUGAAUUUCAACUCCAUGCAAUGGGUUUGCUGAAGAAUCACUCUUGGGAGAGGCAAUAUUUCCAGAGUUUUGAUUAUAGAGGCGAAAUUCAGGAUGACCACAUUCCAUUUUUGAGAAAAGGUGUUCCAGUUCUGCAUCUGAUACCAUUUCCUUUUCCUGAAGUUUGGCACACCAUGGAAGACAAUGAAGAAAAUUUGGAUGCAUCAACCAUUGACAAUCUAAACAAAAUCCUACAAGUUUUUGUAAUGGAAUAUCUUCAUUUGUAA
Molecule: messenger RNA, 1188 nt
Organism: Chrysochloris asiatica (Cape golden mole)
Lineage: Eukaryota; Metazoa; Chordata; Mammalia; Afrosoricida; Chrysochloridae
Gene: QPCT
Product: glutaminyl-peptide cyclotransferase
Exons: 8
Coding region: 1-1188 (395 amino acids)
Molecular function (GO): zinc ion binding; glutaminyl-peptide cyclotransferase activity
Source: RefSeq, a predicted model, not a curated record